AUGGGUGGAGUGGGCUCUAGAAGGAGCCAGGUGAACAGGUAUGUGGAGUACCUGGAAGAUAGUCCCACUGGACGGACAGCUACGACUGGGUCGGUUGCGUCCAUGUUGUCUGCAAAAGUAGACUUUGACACGAUGAUGUACUUGUCUCGAUUUGGCUUUGGUGUUGGCCGUGCUGAUCCCUUGAUGUCCUUGGAGGUGGAGCAGUACAUGGAGCGCGAAGGGCACCGAAAAUACGAGGUGCGCUGUGCACUCCGUUUGCCCGAGCUGGCAGCACUGGUGGCAGACAAACAGGAGUUGCAGGUCGAAGGGCUCUUUGAUGUGCUGCCUUUGACCUGGAGCUGCUGGAAGCGGCUCUUUGAGCUGCGCGAAAACCUCUACGAACCCGUGAAGGAGUGCUUGGGUGCCAGCUAUGAGAAGCACUUCAAAAAUGCUCCUUUUGCGCUCCGCAUCGGUCUCAGCGGUACGUUGGAACGCCUGGACCUCUGGGUGCAACGCUUGGGAGAGUUGAUUUGUCAGAAGCAGCUGCAGGGCAGAUGCCUGGCGCUCGUCCUCAGGUUUUUGGAUGCGCCAGCGCCUGAGGAGUCGGAGGAUGGCACGCUCAAACCAAAGGCGGAGCAACUGGCAGCUGGAGCUCAAGACGCGACUCAUCAAUCUAGGAAGGGUCAACCCAUCCGCUUCCCUGUGACCGUCACCGUGGGCGCCUGCGUCUUGCAAGAUCGGUGGGCUGAGCCGGCAGAGUGUGUCGUGCGUUGUCUUGCAAGCAGCUCCUCCCACCCAGUGGAGGAGAUCAUUGGCACUUGGAGCUCACCUCCUCACAAUGUGCCCAGCAAAGGUGUUCCUGACGGACCGCUCAUCGGCAACGGCCGCCUGGGCGGCGUCCUAGGUUGGCACUCGGAGUCUGAGCACCCGAGCGUCGACCUCCACCUGGGCCACAAUGGUUUCUUUGCGGCGCCCAGCGGUGGCGCCAGCAGCUGCGGGUAUUCGGCCGGCGGGCGGAAGGCGCUAGCCGGCUUGACUUUGGAGUUUCCUGGCCUUGCCGGGGCUCAAAUGAUGGCUCAACAGCUGGCAGCUAACGGAACAGCUUUGAUUAUGUUGAAAGUGGGGUCAGCCCGAGCGCUCACUUUGAGCGCCUUCAUCCACGCCACAGAGGAUGUUUUGAUGGUGGAACUGCAUGGAGGUCUUAGCACUGAGGUGCUGGUGACGCUUUGGACCUUCUCCGGGUGUCACGGCCCGCCGCGGCCGCCCGUCUCGCCCAGCACCAGGGUCGCCCAGGGCGGCGCGCCGGUGUCGAAGACGACCGGUGCCACGAGCGACCGGCUGCCCUCGCAAGUGCUGGCCGGGGAGAAGGAGCUGCGCGUCGCUCGCGGAAAUGGAUGGCCUUUCCAGGCCACUUACUUUCCCGUGCGAUGGUUUGGUCUUUCGGCGACCCUGGGUGGCGACCCUGGAUCAUCCAGCUUCACCGAUGUGGAGGCCAUGGGCCGCUGCGGCCCUGAACUCUUCCUACGAGGCCCCUGUGCCAAGGGCACCUGGCGGCCAAAGGAGGGCGAUGGGUGGCUGGCGGUGCGACUGGGACGAUGGCCGCUGAUGGAGAAGCCCCAGUUCUCAUCCUUGAUGCCUCUUGCAGAGCUUCGGGCCACACACUGGGCAUCCUGGACCAACUUCUGGGAACGGUCCUUCAUCUGCAUCCACGACUCAGCCGUGACCAUGUUUCACUGGUACAUGAGCCAAUAUUUGUUACGCAUCUCUUCGUGGCAUGGCCCUGCGCCGGGCCUCUUUGGACCCUUUGUGGUGGAUGAUGAGGUGGUCUGGUCGGGCGACAUUACCCUCAACUACAACGCAGAGGCUGUGUACUACAAUGCGGGUGCUGCAAACCACCUGGAGGCCUUUGAACCAUACUUUCAAGCCAUCCUGGACUUCAUUCCCGCGGCUCGUCGCAUGGCUGCGGAGCUUUAUCCCAAUUGCCCUGACUCGCUGGCCUUCCCGGCGCAUCUGCUGCCGGAGGGCGUGCAGGUGCCAGGCGUUGGCCGUGGCGACCUGGGGCAGAAGCAGAUGGGUUUGUUUGCGGCAGUGCCCUUCAUUUUGUACUGGCGAUACACUGGAAGUCUGGCGUUUGCAGAGAGGGCCCUGCCCUUCCUCAACGGGGUGGCACGCUUCUGGGAGUGCAACCUUGUGGCUGGCGAAGAUGCUUACUUGCAUGAUGCUGAGGAUUGUGCCGAGGAGAUCUGCCUGCCGGACGGCGAUGUCCAGCCGGAUCCGACGGUGGUGCUGUCUUUGCUGCCGGGCUUCUUUCAGACUCUGGCGGAGAUGACCGAGCUGCUGGACCCGGAGCGAGCCCGCCACGGCGACGCGGGCGCCCCCGCGAGCGCGAGCGCUCUGCAGCAGCUGGCGCGCCGGGUGGCGCCCUACGCCACCGAAGAGGUCGAUGGCGCCCAGGUCGUCGCCGACUUCUACGGCGGCGAAUCGGCGCACGGCCGCGAGCUGCGGCUCCAUGCAGGUGGCUCCGUUGCUUGGGGCGGGCUAUUUGCAGCGUUUCCCCUGGGCACUGUGCACAGGCGCAGCCGCAAGGAGGAGAUUGAGCUGGUUCAUCGGUCGCUGGUGCGCUUCUUUAAGCAAUGGCCUGGGGGCAAGCAGGGCAACAGCUUCCCCCAUGCCUUUGCUGCGGCUGCGCGGGUGGGCUGGUUCGAUGGGUUGCUGGAGGUUUGGGAGUCCUAUCUGACCAAUACGUCAGAUCCCAAGUGCCGCCUCUACAGCAACGGGAUGGUCUUGGGCUGUGGUGGGACCGGCUUGGAGAAUGUCGGAGGGGCGGCCUUUGCAUCAGAGAUGCUCUUAUCCACUGCCGGUGGCGUUUUGGAGGUCUUCCCGGCGCCCCUCGACACCGUCGCGGCCUUCCGCCUGCGCGCGCCGGGGCCGCUGCUGGUGACGGCGCAGAUGGCGCCCGGGCACCACGUGACGGAAAUUGAGCUGGAACUUCCGACCCCUUCGGAGGAACCUUCGGUGGUGCGCACGGAUUGGUUGGUGCAAUCACCUUGGCCGGGCCAGGACGUACUGGUCAAUGGGCAGGUCACUAAUGUGGGCGCUGACGGGCUCUUCCGUGUCUUCCUGACAGACAGGGAGGUCGUGCGCAUCACUGGUGCAAAGAGGGUAGAGAGAGAGAGAGAGAGAGCCUGAUGGGUGGUGCUGGGUUCAUUUUUGGAAUGCUGUGUGAUAAAUGUGACUGCGCUAUGUGAG
Molecule: messenger RNA, 3228 nt
Organism: Durusdinium trenchii
Lineage: Eukaryota; Dinophyceae; Suessiales; Symbiodiniaceae
Source: the annotation of a GenBank genome assembly